Molecule: messenger RNA, 651 nt
Organism: Cladocopium goreaui
Lineage: Eukaryota; Dinophyceae; Suessiales; Symbiodiniaceae
Source: the annotation of a GenBank genome assembly
AUGGAUCAGGUGGUGCUGCCCAAAGUCUGGCGCUUUCCGGAGAGAAAUUUCAUGCAAUUCGCCAACAAGGAGAGUGACUUGAGCGAAUUUGUGCGCCUGGUGUCCUUCAGCGGUUUGGUGGAGGAGUUCCAGGGCAAUGGGCCCUUCACGGCCAUGAUCCCCACCAACUAUGCCUUUUCGCAGCUGGGAUCUGGCAUGGAGAAGUUGUUUUUGCCCGAGAAUGCGCAGAAGUUGAAGGCUCUCUUGCGAUACCAUGUGGUGCUGGGCAAGUUUCUGAGCAUCCACCUCACAAGUCCCAAGAGCCUUGGGACCUUGCAAGGUGAAGAGCUGUCAGCUGUCCCCUGGACCCAGCUGGGGUGGACGGGCAUUGCUUAUCAGUCGGCCUCUCCACCCGUGGUCAUCAAUUCCAAGGCGCAGGUGCUAACACCUGAUGUGUUGGCCACCAAUGGUGUAGUGCACAUCAUCGACCAUGUGCUAUUCCCACCUGGAGUGGACCUUUCGUUCUUCGAUACGACUCAACCGCCAUUUCUGGCUACUGCUGCAGCUGCCAGGACUCAUGCAAAUGUCUGGAUGCUCCUGACGUUCUGCAUGCUGUUGCUGUGGCAGAUAUCUUUGGAUUCCAAAGCGUUCCGCGCGCAUUUGGUGUUGUGA